Leptopilina boulardi is the source of this 1714-nucleotide messenger RNA. Its product is annotated as coiled-coil domain-containing protein 174. The coding region runs from base 91 to 1605 and encodes 504 amino acids. The record is from RefSeq and is a predicted model, not a curated record. The transcript has a single exon. Gene Ontology annotation, cellular component: nucleus. Lineage: Eukaryota; Metazoa; Arthropoda; Insecta; Hymenoptera; Figitidae.
ACAUAACCUCAAAGUUAAAAUGUCAAAAAGCUGUCAAAUAUUUUUAAAAAAAAAUUUCUCUCCUUUUUUGUGAAAAAUAAAAAAUAAAUAAUGAACGGUCCAAGUAAAAUAACUGCAGAUUAUUCAUCUAUUGUUGGUUUAAAAGCAGAACUUUUACGAAAACGAUUGGAAGCACAAGAAUUAAAAAAUAAAAAUCCAACGCAAAAUGUUACAAAACAUUAUAAACCAAAGGUAAAAGAGACAAAAAUAACAAAAGAAAAACAAACUUCUCCUAAAGUAAUUGAAAUAGAAGAUAUAAAUUUACUUAAAAAGUCUAAACUUAUGUUGGAGGCAAAAUCGAGAUUAUAUGAAAAAUUGAAAAAUUCUCCUAAAAACAAAAAUGAUUUAUUUCUUGUCGAUUUUUCCAAUAAAUCCGACUCAGACACCUCUGACAAUGAAGAAGAAAUCAAAAAAGAAAAUGAAGAUAAAUUAAAAGAAGAAGAUGAAUUCACAGAAGAAAACUAUGAUUCAGAUGAUAAUUUUGUUGAAUAUCAAGAUUGCUUUGGACGAACGAGAAAAUGUUUACGUGAAGAUUUACCAAAAAUGCAAGACAAGGACAAUCUUCUUAGACAAAAAAUUUCAAAGGAACCUAUUGUUGAAAAAUCCCCAGAGAAAGAAAUAAAACAACCAGAAUCGCCUCAAAGAGAACCGGAAAUAGAAUUAAUGAGAAAAAAAUGGGAAGAACAAACAAAUAGACUUACAAAUAAAGAUAAUAUUUAUUACCAAGAUGUUCUUUUUGAUGAAGCUCGUACUCAUGGCGUUGGUUAUUAUAAUUUCUCCAUUGACGAAGAUGAAAGAGCCAAACAACAGGAGAAUCUUGAGAAAUUACGUAAAGAAACCGAACAAAAGCAACAGGAAAUGCAAAAUUUAAAGGAGAUGAGACAAAAAAUGGAAAAAAAUCGUUUGAAAGUGGCAAGAAUUCGACAACGAAUUCGUGCAGGAUUACCACCAGAAUUGUCAGAAGAUGAAGAUGAAAUUGCCAAAAAUCCCGAAUCUGAUAAUUCAAAAGCCAUCGAGGAAAAUAAAGAAGAAGCUGAUAAAAAAAUUGUCGAAAAUAAAGAAGAUGAAGGUAGUUUAGCGAUUAUUGAAGACAAGGUGAAAGCUUUCGGUGAAUUGUUAGGAAAACGACCUCAAUGGAGAGAAAUGUCCCAAGAAGAAUGGAUUAAAAAGAGAAGGAAGGACAGGCAAAAUGAAUUCGCACCAAAUUAUGAUAAUUUCAAAAAAGCAGGAUUCCUCAUUACCAAAAAUGAUAGAAAUAUUUGUGAGAAAAAUUCUACAGUAAAAGAACAUAAAAUAUCUCUUCCACCUGUGCAAUUGAUCAGUGAAAAUCAAGAUGAAGAAAGUGAUGAUUCCGAGAUAAUUGGACCAAUGCCAUUUGUAGAUUCACCAACAUUAAUACCUUUACCAUCUAAUCCUCCACUGUCAACAAUUCCCUUACCUCCUUCACCAAAAGAAUCGACAUCCAAUUAUGUUACUAAUUUAAAAACAAAAAAUACUAUUGAUCCAAAUAAUAUAGCAGCAGGGCUCAAAUAUUUAAGAGCUAAAUUUGAAGAAAAACAAACUUAAAAUGUUAAAUAAUAGUUAUAAUUGUUUAAAAAGAAAAUAUUUUUCGAUAUAAAUUAUUUAAAUUUUUCAAAGAACAUGUCAACAAAAUAAAUUUAUUAAUAAAAAAUAA